Megalops cyprinoides (Indo-Pacific tarpon) is the source of this 4199-nucleotide messenger RNA. It is a transcript of the gene ehmt2, whose product is annotated as euchromatic histone-lysine N-methyltransferase 2. Lineage: Eukaryota; Metazoa; Chordata; Actinopteri; Elopiformes; Megalopidae. Gene Ontology annotation, molecular function: histone methyltransferase activity; zinc ion binding; p53 binding. Gene Ontology annotation, cellular component: nucleus. The transcript has 28 exons. Bases 47 to 3754 code for a protein of 1235 amino acids. The record is from RefSeq and is a predicted model, not a curated record.
CACGUCAACCUGUAAUGAUCGCUUUUCUUGUUGAAAAAGGGAGAACAUGUCGACGUCGGAACGGUUAGACGAGGGGGCCUCGGAAGAGCACGGACCGUUUGAAGGAAAGGCAGAAGAACCGGAAGCUGACGCCAUACGCUCUAGCCUAUCAGAUGCAGGUGAGUCGUGCAGCACCACGGCGACAGUUACUAAGGAGACGGAGCCCAUGGGUGGCAUGUUUACAACGCGGAAAGAGGUGGGGAAUGGUGAGGAGGAUGGCGAGAAACCCGCCGCCUCUGUGUCGGGCAAAGGCCUAACAGGCCAUGCGGCAAAGACCCUUCCUCCUUCCUCUUCCUCAUCCUCGUCUACCGGCAGGGCAAAGAUGAGUGUUUCAGGGCCUGGCAGCAAACCCUUCCCGCCCCCUUCCUCCUCGCCUCCUCUCAGUUCUGCCCCGCCCCCUAAAAUCCACCGUGCCCGCAAGACCAUGAACAGACCUCCCCCGACUCAGGUGAGGUGUUUGGAAUCACCUAUCGUGCCCGUUCAGCCCACAGAGCCUUUAACCUGCUCUCUGUCGGACAGCGACGCAGCAGCAGCCAAGAGGAGGAAGCUGGCGUCUGAUACGGCACCCACAGCGCCCCCUCCUGAGAAGGCAGAGAACAGCGCCGUGGUGGAGAGAGAGCCUGUCCAAGCAUCCCCAAAGAUGGAAGGGGCGGGACCAGGAGCGGGACCAGGUGCAGGACCAGGUGCGAGACCAGCGGCAGAGCAGCGCUCUGAUUGGGCAGUGGACUGGGAGGCGGAGCCAGAGGAUGUGGAAUUCCGCCUCUUCUAUAACAGUUACGGGACAGAGGACAGAGGAGACUCAGACAGCAAGCAGUCUGGAGACGGAGCAGUGGAGGGGCGUGGUAGCGAGGGAGAAGGCGAGUCGGGGAACAGCUCCGGGGGCGAACAGCAGGCAAGGGGUCAGAAGAAGAAGGGAGGGCGGAGUGAGUCACCAUGGGCACGGCCUGGGCGGAGGAGGCGACGGGUGCAGAGAGGCCAGGAGGCGGGGCCGGAGGCGGAGUCAGAGACGGGGCCGGAGGCAGGGGUGGAGGCAGGGGCUGGGGAAGAGGCUGAGGUGGAGGGAGAGAAGGAGGGAGCUGUGACAGAGACAGCUCCAGCUGAAGGAGGGUCCAGUGAGUACACUGAGGUUCCUCUGGGCUCCCUGGAUAUCGCUGCUGCGGACAGCCUCACUCUCUCACCACACCAAGGGGACAGCGAGGGGGGGGAGACGGAGCGGCUGGAGGAGCUGCCGCUGUGCAGCUGCAGGAUGGAGGCGCCGCGUGUCGACGGGCUAAGUGGGCGGGGCAACCGGCUCUGCAUGGCAACCGAGAGCAUCAACGGAGAGCUGGUGGGCUGUACCAACGUGAUCGUGAAGGGGGAGACGAUGCGGCCCUCCAGCCGUGUCUCGCUCAUGGUGCUGUGUGAGACCCAUCGCUCCCACAUGGUGAAGCACCACUGUUGCCCCGGCUGCGGCUACUUCUGCAUCACGGGUACGUUUCUGGAGUGCUGCCCGGACCUGCGUAUCGCUCACCGUUUCCACCGCGGCUGCGUGUCGGUGCUGGGGGGAGGGCGGGGGCGGGGCAUGGGCGGCCUGCUCUUCUGCCCGCACUGCGGAGAGGAUGCGUCCGAGGCCCAGGAGGUCACCAUCCCCACCGCGUCCGCGGCGACUGUCGUCACGGCGUCCGCCUCCACCACCACUCCAUCCCUCCCCCCGCCCCUGCCCCCACCCCUCCCGUCCUCCCUGUCUGUGGCUGCCUCCGCUGCAGCACCCCCUAGCGGCAAGAGACCUACGGCUCCCAGCAGUGCUCGGAUGCGGGGCCGGGGGGAGUUUCGGCGUGGGGCGGAACAGCCUCAGCAGGCCUCGGGCUCAGGCGGGGGGGCGGACGCGGCCCCCCCGGGGGAGGGCGGAGUGGACAGCGUAGGGCCCUCUCUCUGCCUGCCCAGCGGGAAGCCAGUUUGCCCCAGCGCGCUUCCCCCGGGAGCCAGCAGGGCGGCGCUGCAGAAGGCCAUCCUGACGCAGGACACAGAGAGGAGGAAGAAGCUGAGGUUCCACCCCCGCCAGCUGUACCCGGCCGCCAAGCAGGGAGAGGUGCAGCGCGUCCUGCUGAUGCUCAUGGAGGGCAUCGACCCGGCGUACCAGUCCGACUCGCAGAACCGGCGCUGUGCCCUGCACGCUGCCGCCCAGAGAGGCCUGCUGGAGGUGUGCUACCUGCUCGUACAGGCAGGUGCUAAAGUGGACGCCCAAGACAAGACCUUGAGGACCCCUCUGCUGGAAGCCAUUGUGAACAACCAUGUGGAGGUGGUGAGGUACCUGAUACAGAGCGGGGCCUGCGUCUACCACUCUGAGGAGGACGGCUCCACUGGUCUGCACCACGCUGCCAAACUGGGCAGCUUGGAGAUUGUCACCCUGCUGCUGGGGACGGGACAGGUGGACAUCAAUGCUCAGGACAGCGGGGGCUGGACCCCUAUCAUCUGGGCCGCGGAGCACAGACACAUCGAUGUGAUCAGAGCCCUGCUGAACCGCGGGGCCGACGUCACCCUCAAAGACAAGGAGAUGAACGUGUGUUUGCACUGGGCCUCCUUCGCUGGCAGUGUGGAGAUCGCGGAGCUGGUUCUGAACGCGGGCUGCCCCCUGUCCUCGGUGAACAUGCACGGAGACACGCCCCUGCACAUCGCUGCCAGGGAGGGCUACCUGGAGUGCGUCACGCUGUUCCUGUCUAGGGGAGCGGACAUUGACAUCAUGAAUCGGGAAGGGGACACGCCCCUCUCCCUGGCGCGAUGUGAUUCGCCGGUGUGGGUGGCACUCCAGAUAAACAGGAAGCUGCGCAGGGGGAUAGCCAAUCGGGUUCUGCGCACAGAGAAGAUCAUCUGCAGCGACGUUGCUCAGGGUUAUGAGAAUGUCCCCAUCCCGUGUGUGAACGGAGUGGAUGAGGAAGGAUGCCCUUCAGAUUACAAGUACAUCUCGGAGAACUGCGAGACGUCGGCCAUGAACAUCGACCGCAACAUAACGCACUUACAGCACUGUAGCUGCACUGAUGACUGCUCCUCCAGUAACUGUCUGUGUGGGCAGCUCAGUAUCCGUUGCUGGUAUGACAAGGACCGGCGUUUGCUCCAGGAGUUCAAUAAGAUCGAGCCCCCGCUGAUCUUCGAGUGCAACCUGGCCUGCUCCUGCUACCGCACCUGCAAGAACAGGGUGGUGCAGGCGGGCAUCAAGGUGCGUCUGCAGCUGUACCGCACAGAGAAGAUGGGCUGGGGUGUGCGGGCCCUGCAGGACAUUCCCCAGGGCAGCUUCAUCUGCGAGUAUGUGGGUGAGUUGAUCUCUGAUGCCGAGGCUGAUGUGAGAGAGGAUGACUCCUACCUUUUUGACCUGGACAACAAGGAUGGGGAGGUGUACUGCAUCGACGCGCGUUACUACGGCAACAUCAGCCGCUUCAUCAACCACCUGUGCGACCCGAACAUCAUCCCGGUGCGGGUGUUCAUGCUGCACCAGGACCUGCGCUUCCCCCGAAUCGCCUUCUUCAGCUCCCGGGACAUCCUGAUGGGGCAGGAGCUGGGGUUUGACUAUGGAGACCGCUUCUGGGACAUCAAGAGCAAGUACUUCACCUGCCAGUGCGGCUCUGAGAAGUGCAAACACUCCGCGGAGGCCAUUGCCCUGGAGCAGAGCCGGCUCGCUCGCCUGGAGGCCUGCCCAGAGUCAGCCCCCGACCCUGCCCUGGCCGUGCUAGGAAACUCCUAGGCUUCCUCGGGCCUACUCGGGCCUAGGCCCCGUGUCAUCACAGGCCCUUCUGUAUGUCUCCGAUUUCUUUUCUUCCUGGUCGUUUGCCUCAGCAUUAAAACGCCGGUCAGUCGACCAAAGUCUUGUCUUGUCUGUGAGUCGAGUAUUUUCUUUGCUGCAGGUCGAAAACACGUGACAUGCAGCUUUUAGCUUUCUGCCCCCAAAUGGAUUGAAAGGUAGAACUGUGGCGGUCCCCUUUCCGCAGCCUGUAGGCACUGCACCGUACUGUACAUCACCAAACAGCUGUGUGACCCCUGUGCAGGUCAAUCCCCACACCUCUCUGUAGGCUGCUACACUACAUCCUGUACAGAACAGGCAGUACCAUAGUAACCGCCGAGCAUCCAUUUUCUAAUGCCGAACCAUGAACUCGUGGGGUACAGUACACCGUGCUGCAGGGUUGGCUGUG